Messenger RNA from Myzus persicae (green peach aphid), 2067 nucleotides. RefSeq names its product pre-mRNA-splicing regulator female-lethal(2)D (gene fl(2)d). The record is from RefSeq and is a predicted model, not a curated record. Gene Ontology annotation, cellular component: nucleus. Gene Ontology annotation, biological process: regulation of alternative mRNA splicing, via spliceosome. The coding region runs from base 661 to 1764 and encodes 367 amino acids. The transcript has 5 exons. Lineage: Eukaryota; Metazoa; Arthropoda; Insecta; Hemiptera; Aphididae.
GUUGUUGUUCUUAGUUCGACUUACUUCUGAGUUCAAACCUCUUGAAUCUUGUCUAGUAUAAUAUAGUUUGGUUGAAAUCAAAACAAGGUUUUCCGAUUUGUUAUUUAUAUUUUAAAUUACUAUUUACAUGUUACAACUUACAAGUAACACUUUUCUGUUCUUAUGAAAUGCUUUUCCAGUAAAUUCAAGUUUCACUUGCUUUAUUGUGAACACAUAAUAUGUAACCCCCACGUAUGUUGUGUUUGAUAGAUGAACCGUGAAUUCACUGAGAGAAUCGUCCGUUUGUUAAUGGAAGUGUCUACUUGUUUCGUUUGAAGUGUUUUCAUAACUACUCUAAUUGAGCGUUUUAUAUACUAUUUUGGUGCGACCUUGUGCGAAAAUAUGGUCGAAGAAAAUCGAACAGGUUUUGGACAAGUGGACAUCGUUGAUGAUGACAAUAUGGUCCGAUUGCCGCGGCAGCGUAUUGUCGAUAUGUAUAAAAACGCUAUGUCGCGCGUUCGCGUUUUAGAAGCAAAGGCGAACGAAGGUACUAUUUUCUCAUUGCGAUAUGCGAAAUGCAUAGAAAAAUUACAUUUUCACAUUUUUAUUUACAUACUUUAUACGAAAAAGUGAUAAACAAUCAAUUUACAUUUUACGGUUACUUAUAUAAAAAACAAAUUUAUGAUUUUGUUGUUAUUCGACAUUGACUGCAAAUUAAGCUUUUUCCUUCAGACUGUGGGUAUUUUACCUUUUAAAGCGACAAUAUGUAUUAGGUGUAACCUUUUGUGUGACAAGAGAGAGCGAACAGACCAAGAAUUUCGCAAAUUAGUUUUACGUGAAAAAUGUUUGCUAAGAAAAUUGACUAUUAAAGAACAAGAAAUACAAGAUUAUGCUGCACAAUUGUCAGCCAUGCGAAAUUCUAUUCAAAACAAUUCAUUAUCUUCACUCAAAUGUUCACUACAAGAUCCGGCAGUAAACCUUUUAAUUCAAAAAUUACGACAAGACCUUUGUGCUACAAAAAUUAGAUUAGAAGAAACCCAGAGAGAACUGAAUGCCUGGAAAUUUACACCAGAUAGUAAUACUGGAAAGAGAUUGAUGGCGAAAUGUCGUUUGCUGUAUCAAGAAAAUGAAGAACUUGGAAAAGUAGUAAAUAGUGGCCGAGUAGCUAAACUUGAAGGUGAAUUAGCGUUGCAGAAAAACUUUGGUGAAGAAGUUAAAAAAUCACAAUCAGAAUUGGAUGAAUUUUUACAAGACUUAGAUGAAGAUGUAGAAGGAAUGCAGAGUACUAUAUACUUCCUACAGAAUGAACUUCAAAAAUGUAAAGCUUCUGUUCAAAAUACUAACAAUACCGAAAACAAAGAAACUAAUCUAAAAUCUAUUGUUAACGGUAUUAAAACAAUUGAUGUUACUACAACAGAAAUAUCUCCAAAAUCAAAAACUGAUGUACCAACUCAAUUGGUCAAAACUAAACCUGAUAAAAAGUCAAGUAAACACAGCAAACCAAAAGAUACUAAGCAAUCAAGUGACAAAAGUAAUAAGCCCAAAGUAAAAAAAAUACAACCAGCAGUAGCAGAAGGUACAGAUCAAAGUGGGCUACCUCCUAAGAUACAUAAAAGCAAACACAAAUCAGAUGGAAGUAAAAAUGAAGAUAAAAGAAAAAAGUCUGAAAAAAGGCCCCAUAGCAAAGGCGAAGUAGUUCAUAAAAAGUCUAAAAGUGAGCUUCCCAAAAGUACUGAAGUUAAGACUCCCGUUGAAGUAGUUAAUGGACUACCUAAUGGUUCAUAAAUAUUGUUAUUUUAAUGUUAUUUUUCUUUUAUCAAUGUUGAAUUGUUGGUAGAAAAUAUCUAUUGAAUUAUUUUUCAACGUUAUUUUUUUAUGUUUAGGUUUGAAUAAAUAAUUUUAAAAACGAUAUUCUUAUUGAAAUAUAACAUAAGAAUUUUUAUACUUAAAUAUUUAGAACAACAUUUUACAUUUUGACUGUACCUAACUAUUUAAGACUUAAAAAUAUGUGAUUACUUAUUCAAUACAACCUUAAUUAAAGCACCGAGUUAUUGUUAAUGGCUUAAAAUAAAUGAAGGUAUAAAAAAA